UUCACCAAAAAAAAGAGAGCUCGAAAUCCCAACCCAAUGGGAAUCUUAAUCUUAUCAUGAGUUUCCCAAGAGGAAGGGAUCGGCCGGCGCCAUAAAAACUUCCCCAUCUUAAAAUAUCAUAUGAUAUUAUAUGCGAUUUAGCCAGUCCAUUCAAUACUAUAUACAAUACUAUCGUUUUGUUGGACUUACUACUAGUCUAGCAGUUCAAGGAAGAUAAUUUCCCAAGAUCGAACGUGAUGAAGAAGUUAGAGCUCAUUUUCAUCCCAGCACCCGGAAUCGGUCACCUGGUCUCGACCCUCGAAUUCACUGUCCGUUUGCUCGAUCACGACGAGCGGCUCUUCAUCACUGUCCUAGCCAUUAAAGCACCCUUCGCAGCUCACCUCGAUUCAUACGCUAACUCCAUACUCUCCUCUCAGCCCCGAAUCACCCUCAUCGACCUGCCUCACGUAGACCCUCCUCCGCCUGAACUGCUCAAGUCCGUGGAGCACUUCAUCACGGCGUACAUAGAAAGCCAUGUACCCCAUGUUCGAGGAGUUGUCGGAGAGAUCGUUUCCAGCUCCAGCCGCUCCGAUUCGGUCGCGGGCGUCGUCCUCGAUUUCUUCUGCGAGUCCAUGAUCAGUGUGGCCAAAGAGUUCGGCCUUCCGUCCUACAUUUACCUGACUUCCAACGCGGGGUUCCUUGGUCUCAUGCUUGAGCUCCCAAAUCAUCACGAACGGUCCCAGAGAGAGUUCCUGAAGAGUUCAGAUCCCGAGUUGCUGCUUCCAGGGUUUGUCAACCCUGUUCCGGUGUCUGUUCUCCCCGGGGCCUUAUUCGACGGAGAGCACGGAGGUUACUCAGCUUAUAUCAAGCUUGCUCGAGGAUUCAGAGAGUGUGAUGGCAUCCUUGUAAACACAUUCGCGGAGCUGGAGCCGUCUGAUUUCAGCUCGCUGCUUCGGGUCUACAACAUCGGGCCAGUGCUCAAUCUCAAGGGCUUUCCCCAUCCUGCUUUAGACUGGAUCCAGUGGGACGACAUCUGGAAGUGGCUCGACGAGCAGCCUUCAUCUUCCGUGGUGUUCUUGUGCUUUGGGAGCGCGGGGACUUUCGGAGAGGCCCAGGCAAGAGAGAUUGCGGUCGCACUCGAGCAGAGUGGGAAGAGCUUCUUGUGGUCCCUGCGCCUCUCCUCGGACUCGGAGAAGGGCGCCAAGAAUAAUAAUCCUGCCGAUUCGGAAACUAGGAUGAUCCUCCCAGAAGGGUUCCUGGAGAGGACUAGAGGGAGAGGGGUCGUGUGCGGGUGGGCCCCACAGGUGGAGGUACUUGCCCAUCCGGCCAUCGGAGGCUUCGUGUCUCACUGCGGUUGGAACUCGAUAGUGGAGAGCCUCUGGCAUGGCGUCCCGACUGCAACCUGGCCCAAGUACGCGGAGCAGCAGUUAAAUGCAUUUAGGAUGGUUAAGGAACUGGGAUUAGCAGUGGAGCUGAGAUUGGAUUAUCGGGAUAGUGCGCCGGAGAUUGUGGCGGCGGACGAGAUAGAGAGAGCGGUGAGAUGCUUGAUGGAUGGUGAGAAGGAGGUGGCGAAGAAGGUGAAGGCGAUGAAGGAUUUAGCUAGGAAGGCCGUGAUGGAAGGCGGAUCUUCGUUCGCUUCAAUAGGACGAUUCAUUGAAGACCUUAGUCACGACACAUUAUUAGACAAAGAUUAGUUAAGCUCAUGCACGCUCUGAUGGCAUGGCAUGCAUCUUUUAUAAAAAUGUUGGGCAAUGCAUGCUUAUCUGAAAUUUCAUCUAGCUACUCCGAGUAGACAGAUCAUUGAUAUGUGGAGAUCAAUAAGCUAAAGAUCAUGCCGGUCCUCCUAUUAAUUUCGUAUUUAAUUCUCUCGUUUGCUUC
Punica granatum (pomegranate) is the source of this 1857-nucleotide messenger RNA. The record is from RefSeq and is a predicted model, not a curated record. Lineage: Eukaryota; Viridiplantae; Streptophyta; Magnoliopsida; Myrtales; Lythraceae.